AUGAUCGCAGCCGCUUCCUCGAUGCGCACCACUCUCCGAGCUGGAGCCCGGAUUGGUGCUCCUCGUCACCUCUCAUCAACAGCUCGAGUCAAGAACGCAUCGACAUCACUCAAGCCCGUAGCCAGGAAAGGCGGCAUCAUCCGCAAAACUCUUCGAUGGACAGGAUACACGGUCGGCUCCAUAGUCUUUGGUCUCACUGCUACCACCGCCAUCAUCCUUGCUCACGAUGCUCUCACUUACCGUGAAGCCCACGUCGACAAGGUUCCCCUGAACCCUUUGGCACUCGAACCUAAAAGAGGUGGGCCCAAGAAUCUCCCCAUCCUUUGCUCGUAUCCUGAAGAUGAGCAGGACGAGCUGAGCAAGAAGCUUGCCGGUAAAGAGCGACUCGUCAUUGUCGGAGGUGGUUGGGCAGCCGUUGGUCUCCUCAAAUCCCUCGAUCCUGAAAAGUACAACGUCACUCUCAUCUCCCCAAACAACUAUUACCUCUUCAACCCUCUCCUUCCCUCGGCCGCCGUCGGAACUGUGGAGCCUCGCUCUCUCAUCGAACCUAUCCGCAAGCUCCUGGCCCGCGUCCAUGGACACUACAUCCAAGGCUUCGCCACGGACGUCAUCAUGGGCGAUGAACAACCCGGCACGCAGCGUCUACUCGAAGUCGGCGUCAUCUCUGGCGACGACUGGGACGGCGAAGCACUCUGCGGCGGCGGAGUCACGGUUGGAGAACGCAAAGAAACCAAAGGUAAAUCCAUCUACGUUCCCUACGAUCGACUCAUUGUCGCCGUCGGCAGCGUCACCGCCUCCCACGGCGUACCCGGCUUGGAAAACUGUUUCCAUCUCAAAACCAUCUCGGAUGCACGCAGAAUCCGUUCUCAUAUCCUCGACAAUCUCGAAGUAGCCUCGCUUCCUACCACCACGCCAGAAGAACGCAAACGCCUGCUCAGCUUCGUCGUUUGCGGUGGAGGUCCCACGGGAGUCGAAACUGCAGCUGAAAUCUCGGAUAUGAUCAACGAAGACGUCUUUGAUUACUUCCCCAAAGUCCUUCGUGCACAAGCCGAGGUUCAUCUGAUUCAGUCUCGCGAACAUAUCCUCAACACCUAUUCCGAAAAAAUCUCAGAAUACGCAGAAGCCAAAUUCGCACGCGAUGCAGUCGACGUUAUCGUCAACGCCCGCGUCAAGCGUGUUGAUCCUGAUCAGGUGCUUUACACGGUCAAAGAUCCCGCCACAGGAAAGGUUACGCAACUCUCGGUUCCCUCUGGCUUUACACUGUGGUCAACGGGUAUUGCUAUGUCACCCUUCGCCAAGCGCGUUACAGAACUGCUUCCGAACCAAUCGCAUCUCAAAGCACUACAAAUCGACUCGCACCUUCGCGUAAAAGGUGCACCCCUCGGUACGAUGUAUGCUCUUGGCGACGCAUCCACGAUCGACAAUCGUCUGAUCGAUUAUCUAUACGAUUUCGUCGAUCGCUACGACGCCGACAAAGACGGCCGCUUGUCCUAUUCGGAAUUUGAAACCUUCGCCAAAGCAAUCCGACGCAAAUUCCCAAUCGCUUCCAAACAUUUCACCAAACUGCGCGAGAUGUUUGACGAGUACGAUGCGGAUAAAGACGGAAAACUCAACCUGAAUGAGAUUGCAAACGUCCUCAUCGAGACAGGCAACAAAAUGACCGCUCUCCCCGCCACAGCUCAGGUGGCAGCCCAACAGGGUAGCUAUCUGGGCAGCAAGUUGAACAAGCUAGCCAAGAGAAGAGAUCAAGGCGGAGACAUGCAUCCGCAUACCGCAGAAGAGGUGGAGGAUGUGGAUGAAGAGGUGGCUAAGCCGUUCAAGUAUACCAAUUUCGGUAGCUUGGCAUAUAUUGGAAAUGCAGCUGCAUUCGAUCUGCCAAUCCCGGGAGGCAGUUUUGCAGGCGGGCUGAUAGCAAUGUAUGCCUGGAGAAGCUUUUAUCUGAGCGAAAGUGUAAGUAUGAGGACAAGAGCGUUGUUGUUGGGUGAUUAUAUCAAGAGAGGCAUUUGGGGCAGAGACUUGUCAAGGAUCUGA
This is a messenger RNA of Ustilago hordei, 2031 nucleotides long. Its product is annotated as putative NADH dehydrogenase (ubiquinone), 64 kD subunit, mitochondrial. NCBI's taxonomy places the organism in Eukaryota, Fungi, Basidiomycota, Ustilaginomycetes, Ustilaginales, Ustilaginaceae. Gene Ontology annotation, molecular function: NADH dehydrogenase activity; calcium ion binding. Bases 1 to 2031 code for a protein of 676 amino acids. The transcript has a single exon. The record is from RefSeq and is a predicted model, not a curated record.